Messenger RNA from Nicotiana tabacum (common tobacco), 3273 nucleotides. NCBI's taxonomy places the organism in Eukaryota, Viridiplantae, Streptophyta, Magnoliopsida, Solanales, Solanaceae. The record is from RefSeq and is a predicted model, not a curated record.
CGAAGAAAUCAAGGCAGCCCAAACUUAUAUUCUACUAAAUUGUGUAGAGGUUGAGCCAUUUGUAAGUAUGUACAUACAACGGUUGCAAGAAGAAUUCCCCAACCUAUCUCAGGAUCAAAUAAAUGAGAGUCUCGAAACGUGGUUUGCUAUAUGGUUCAAAGAAUAUGUCCGAUGCAACCAUAUUGAGAACCAAUUCUUGCGUAGUCUUGCUCAUGGACCAUUAAUAAGCACAAAAUGUUAUCCGGUGUAUUUUGUUAAUGGAUACAAAUUUCACACGGAAUGUCAUGGUAGUGCAAGAUCAAUAAUUAAUAGUGGAGUUUGUAUCUCGGAUACAAAUAUUGGUGACUAUUAUGGACAGAUACAAGAGAUUAUACAAUUGGAAUACCACGAAGAACCUUUAAAGAAAACUGUGUUAUUCAAGUGGGAAUGGUUUGAUCCAACUGUGAAUGUUGGUGUCAAAGAGCACAACCAAUACAAACUAGUCGAUGUGAACCAUCACCAUCGUUUUAACAAGUACGAACCUUUUAUUCUUGCGAUGCAAGCAACUCAAGUGUGUUAUGUGCCUUAUCCUAGCACGAAAAAGGACAAGGAUGAUUGGGUAGCUGUUUUGAAAGUUAAACCUCGGGAUGUUAUUGAACUUCCUGAUGAGGCAAUAACAUCAACUCCAGAACCGACUCUUCCAUUCCAAGUUGAAGAAGUUAAAGCCCAUUUGAUAGAUAUGAAUUUCACCACUGAUGAGAAUAUAAUAUUUAUUGAUCCAAAUGGGGAUGUAAUUGAAAUGGUUGAACCCAUUAAUGAUGAACUAUUGAUAGAGAAUCCAAAGUUCGAAAAAGAAUCUUCAGAAGACGAGUGUGAAACUGAGGAUGAAAAUAAGGAGGAUGAUGAGGAAGAGUUUGAAGAAGAAACAGAUGAUGACUAGUGUGUUGAUAAUGCACUAGUAUAUUUUUUUUGAAUUUUAUUUUUCUAGUAAUCUGUGUGGUAUGUUAUAAGUUAUGUAUCUAUUUUGUAGUAUAAUCUAUAGAGAAUCGAAUCGAAUAUCACGUUUGUAUUAAUCUAAAUGGUAUAGUACUCUUCUAGCUUACGUUGUGUUGUGCCUCUUUUUACAUUAGUCUGACUUUUUUUUGUAGCAGUAGAAUAAUAUUUAUUAUCAACUUAAUAGUGUUACCUGAUUAAUCUAUCUAAAUUCAGAAUUAAUUGGAGCCAAGAUUGUUGUAUUUUGGUCUAAAGAAGUUAUCAAAUUCAACAAUAUAUUCAGAGAGUUACUUCCUCCGUUGGCUCAUGUGUUUAAACUGGUUGUCAUUACAUGAAAAUACGUGAUAUUUUAGACAAGGAAAGGCUUAGUCAUUUUACUGAAUAGUAAUAACAACAUAUUGAGAAGCAUGUAUUUUUCUGCUUUGUGUUGCUUCAAUACUGGAUUCUUUUAAUGAAUCUACCUUUGUUUCUUUGCUGCUAAAAUGAGCUAAAGAAGCAAGCUUAUUAAUAGAAUCAGCAAUUUGUUCGACACAAAUGACGAUAUCGGUUGGUAUUGAUGCAACUGCAGCCACUGGUAUGACUUCUAGUAAGUUAAUAUCUUCCCAGAAACCUGAUAUGACAAGUGAUUUCAGGUUCUUGACUGCAGUUUUGGCGUUUGAGACAUGUUUAUUAGCCGACAAGAGAGAAGUCAUUGUUUUUAUUGAACGUGCUAGUUCUUUUAGUUCUUUCCCAGAUUCUAUGCUCAUUUUUGUUAUUGUUUCCUUGAUCAUUCCCUUGAUCUCUUCAGGCGCCUGCAAUGGAGUAUGGUAGCUUAUGUUAGUUCAAAUAUAAGAGUUUAACUUAGCUUCUAUGUGGUGAUACGUUACACUAUCACUUGACAUAGCAAGGGAUCUAAUUUAUGAAAUCUGACAAACUUGUAAAAUUAAAAUACUAACUGAGUUUUAAAUGCAACUGCUCUUUUGAUGGAAUUUAUGGGAAAGAUUGAGAUUCACUUUCAAUAUGCUGCUAUACAAAGUUUCAGUAGUCUCAUUUCGAACUACAUCGAGAUGGAGAACUAGAUCCUCUUGAUGUAUAGCCAAAACUGUGAAUAUGGACAUCUUAAUCAUUCAUCUGCUUCUUAAUGCGACAUGUUACUUACUCAUACGUUUUUCACAUCAGUUGGUCGGAUAAAUGGUUUUUGCUUGAAUUUUUUGUAACUUAGCUUCUGCUUGUUUGAAUUUUUAGAGACUAUACUGCUCAAGUUAUGUUGGAGCAUCCCAUUGCAGGCCAAGAAAAGGAGCAAUUGGAAAUAUGCCUCGAGGUAGAGGUCGAGGUAGCGCAGGCCGUGUAGGUAAAUCUUCAGUUAGGGGUAAUUUUGCUACUCGUGAAAUUAUGCCUACUUUUCUCAUUCCUACAAUCAAUCCUCAACAAAGUGGUACGAGUUCCUCAGGUGGACCGGAUCACAUCAAUUAAGUUCAAACAUUAGGUCCUAGUAGUAUGCCACCAGUUCAAACAUCAGGCCAUGGUAGUACCCCAACUAUUAAUUUGGAACCAUCUCCAAAUACCCCUAAUCAGAGCAACACAAUAGGCGAGGGUACAUCUUCUCAAAGCAACAUAAUAGGCGAAACUGAGUGUAGCAAUACCCGCCGACCGUGAACACUUAUUGCUAUUUCUCCUACAGGGCUAUUAAAAAGGGUCGAGAUCCAACACCAAGUGAGUUGCAUUUGCACGUCCAUACUCAGGGUAAUGAUGAAAAAUCUUUUGUUGCUGAGAAAUCCUGAAUCGUACAUGAAAAAUAUCAGUAGAUAUUACAACAACAAACACAAACUCAAUCUGAUAUUGAUCAGUGUAAAGCAUAUUAUCAAGCCGCCGGAGGAGAAAAGAAAAGAAGAGUAUAUGGCCUUGGAUCGCAAGUAAAAUGCUACUACGGGCCAAAUCUUCUUGGCUUUCUUGGAUCUGAUGCUAUAUCGUCAACAACACGUCCAAAUUCUCAAUAAACACCGAUAGGGAAUCUGGAUGAGUUAGUGAUGCGAUUGAUUCGUGCACUGACAGAUCAUAUAGUUCCUGUAAUCGUUGAGCGGGUACGCAAAUUAGUUUCCUUACCCUCGCAUCAUCCAAAUACUAAUAUAGCACCUAUAGUUCCAACAUCUUCUACUGCUAAUAUUGAUGAGGUUCAUGCAUUGGGUUCUGAUGAUGACCGUAACUCUCCAGCCUAAUAUAGUUACCUUACUUUGUUUGGACAUUAUUGUUCGUCCUUGUGGAUUUUUUGUACUUAAUGAUACUGUUAUAUGCAUUAUGCUAUAUAUUUUGGACCUUGUUGAA